AUGACGUUGAUUAAAGGAGGACGUCUUUUCCAUCAAUUGAUUGUGGACGUUUAUACAGCCAUAGAGGAAGAUCGUCUAAGGUGGGCAAGGAAUAAUCAGGAUGUCUUGAGGGCCGAGCUAUACAGUAAUGUUUUAGAUGCUGUGAGCAGAGGUGACACUGAUGCUAAGGUAGUUGGACAGAGGUUUAUACUGCCUCCGAGUUUCACUGGUGGGCCCCGGUACUUAAUUGAGAAAUACUAUGACGCAAUGGCUAUUUUCAGAGACUUCGGUAAUCCAGAUCUGUUCAUCACGAUGACAGCGAAUCCAAAUUGGCCCGAGAUUAAAGAUCAUCUUGCGAGGUACGGUGGAGACUCUCCCAAUGAUAGACCGGACAUUGAAUGUCGAGUCUUCAAAAUGAAACUAGAUCAGCUACUAAAAGACUUCAAGAAAGGGACUUUCUUCAAACCGACACCAAGUUCGGAAGAAAUUGAUGACAUUAUCUCGGCCGAGCUCCCCGACAAAGAUGAAGAUCCUGAGGGUUAUAAUCUGGUUACGAAACACAUGAUCCAUGAGCCGUGUGGUAAACUUAAUCCGAGAUCUCCGUGUAUGGAAAAAAAUGAAUGCACAAAAAAGUUUCCUCGGCCGUAUCACAACACCACUUCGAUUGACAAGUCGGGAUAUGUGCUAUACCGCCGGCGGAGGAAUGAAAAGGCAAGUGUCGUAAAGAAUGGAUCGAUCCUAGACAACACCUUCGUUGUGCCCCAUAACAUCAAACUUCUGAAGAAGUGCAACGCUCAUAUAAAUGUCGAGUGGUGUAACCGAACAAGUGCGGUGAUGUAUUUAUUCAAGUACAUAACCAAGGGUGUUGACAGAGCAACCGUUGUUAUUGAGAAAGGCGUAACGGCAGAUUCUUCAGAAAAACACUGCCCUCGGAGGGAACAAGUCAGAGGGUCAUCAAGGCCCGCAAUGAAAUCCAAGACUACAUCGAUGCUCGAUGAUCGGUACUUUUUGAGGAUCCUCAUAAAUAAGAUCAAGGGGCCCCGCAGCUAUGACGAACUCAAAACGUACAACAAUGUCAAAUAUCCUGAUUUCAAAUCAGCAUGCCACGCACGCGGCUAUUUGGACAACGAUGUUGAAUGGCAUGAGACCAUGACAGAAGGCGUUAGAUGGGCUACCCCAAAUCAGCUCCACGAAAUGUUUGUCACGUUUUUGACCAACUGCUUUGUUACAAGUCCUAAACAUUUAUGGGAGCACUCUUGGAAAUCAAUGAGCGAGGAUAUACUACACAAAAGGCAGAGAAUUAUGGGCCAUCCGAAUCUCGAGCUAGAUGAUGACACUCUUGAGCAGUACACGUUAAUCGAAGUUGAAAAAUUAAUGCGUAUGCAUGAUCGAUCCUUAGGCGACAUCACAGAUAUGCCUAAGAUCAAACCUGUUCUGCUCAAGGAACUUGGCAACAGUAUGUGGAGCCAAGAACUGGAUUAUGACAUCGCCGAGGAAACGUUAAGACAUGAGAAGCAGUUUACCCAGCUAAAUGCUGAUCAACGGGCGAUUUACGAUUCAGUCUUAGAAUCUGUUGACAAGAAGGAAGGCAAGCUAUUCUUUGUUUAUGGUGCAGGAGGCACAGGGAAAACAUUCCUUUACCAAACCAUAAUAUCACGACUUUGCUCUAGAAAACAAAUUGUUCUACCGGUAGCCUCUUCUGGAAUAGCUGCAUUGCUCCUCCCAAAUGGUAGAACUGCCCAUUCUCGCUUCAAUAUCCCUCUUAAGCUCUCAGAAGAUAAGCUGUGCAACAUCAAACCCGGAACAAUGCUGGCUGAACUAAUCCUGAAAACGGAUCUUAUAAUUUGGGAUAAAGCGACACAUAAGCAUGCGUUCGAGGCACUCGACAAAUCGUUGAGGGACAUAGUGUCUAGAAAGGAUGCAACCGCGAAAGAGUUGACCUUCGGCGGCAAGACUGUACUAUUAGGCGGUGAUUUCCGACAGAUACUUCCGGUAAUCCCAUGCGGCAAUAGAGCUGAUACGGUCUUAGCUUCAAUAAGUCACUCAUAUAUCUGGCAUAGUUGUCACAAGUUCUCUUUGAAAACAAAUAUGAGACUAAAUCAAGAAGAGAAGGAAUUCUCGGAUUGGCUUUUGCAAGUCGGUGAAGGACGUGUAGAAUCAGAGUCGGGUGAUCAGUCUGAGAUUCAUCAUGAACAAAUGAUAGCUUUCGAUGGCUCACUUAUUCGACAAAGCGGGGUAGAUUCAUUGAAAGAGGUUGUCGAUGCAGCAUACAAAGGAGUUAACACGAUAAAUUCCUCCCAGAGCUACUACACUGAUAGAGCAAUCCUCACACCACGAAAUGAGACUGUUGAUGAGAUCAAUGCUUACAGAAUCUCUCAUACAGAUGGGGAAUCAAGAGACUACUACAGUUUUGAUAGCUUUGAGAUAUCGGAAACGAGAUCAGAUCAAAAUGAGACACUAUACCCAGUUGAGUAUCUCAAUUCAUUGGAGUUUUCGGGACUGCCUUCACAUAAACUCACCCUAAAAGUCGGCGCCCCGGUUAUGCUAUUACGGAACAUAAACCAAAGAAAAGGAUUUUGCAACGGUACCCGCAUGAUCUUAACCCACAUAGGCAAGCGUUUGCUGAAGGCAGAAAUUGUCACCGGAUCUCAUAUUGGAAAAGAGAUCUUGAUUCCAAGGAUUGUUCUUCUGCAUGAGGAAACAAAUCUACCGUUCACCUUACGGCGACGACAGUUCCCUAUCAGGUUGUGCUACGCAAUGACAAUCUACAAAAGCCAAGGUCAGAGCUUGAAAGAAGUCGUUUUAUAUCUCCCCAAACCCGUGUUCUCUCAUGGUCAACUUUAUGUGGCCUUAUCACGCGUCACAAGCAAAGCGGGAUUAACGAUCAUAAAAGGCGAAGAUUCCCACCAGCUAAGGGUGAAGAACGUAGUUUACAAAGAUAUCUUCAAAGGUCUUCUUCCCCACAAAGAUACGUCCAAUUUACUGAAAACUCUCCCACCACCACCUUUGUUAAAAAAUAACCUUAAAACAAAACCUCUUAACAGAUUUAGGAAGCUCGACAACGCGAUUGUGAGAAGUGCAUUCUCAUGGGAAAAAGGGUCUUACAAACCUAUGCUAUUUCUUACAUGUGAUUUAACUGCAGCAACUCUUCGUUACCCUCUUUCUUAA
Molecule: messenger RNA, 3147 nt
Organism: Raphanus sativus (radish)
Lineage: Eukaryota; Viridiplantae; Streptophyta; Magnoliopsida; Brassicales; Brassicaceae
Exons: 4
Coding region: 1-3147 (1048 amino acids)
Biological process (GO): telomere maintenance; DNA repair
Molecular function (GO): DNA helicase activity
Source: RefSeq, a predicted model, not a curated record